CCCUUGCACCCCAACGUCGACAAUGCCACCAAGAACGCGCAGACAGCGAGCUCAAGCCGCACAUGAAAGCGAGGAGAUAGCACAGAUUCAAGUUGAGAAAGAGUUGCUCAACCCUGAUGAUGUAGAGACCGAACAAGAGAAUGACGAGAAUAUAUUCGUCUCUGGUGAUAGGGACAAUGAGGAUGAGGAGGCCGACGAAAACUCGUUCAGCUUUCCUAUGCUACCACCACCCCGCUCGCUGGCAAAUCCACUUCGCACCCCUUCUCAUGAAGACGCGCUUCGCGACAUCACUGAUGAGUUCUUUCAUCCACCUUCACCGUCUCCGAUCAAAGCAGUUCCCGCGUUUGCAAGGCUCAAACCACCUCGACGACCAAAGAAACCAAAAAGCCUUGCAUUCCCGCACGACCCGCCUAAUUGGCAGCCAACUUCUCCACUUCCUCCCAGCUCGCCGCUCGCCUCGACUUCCACAUAUGGACCACAGAACUACGCGUCAACAUCGCACGCGAAUGCCUACGAGUACAAUAUGACCGCGUUUUAUCGUCAUGCGCAAGAGAUAGAACCUAGAACUAGUGAUUCCGACCCAUUCGGUUUUUUCGCGGCUGAGAAGGUGCUGAAAGAACGACGCGCUGCACGUCUACCAAGCGAGAAGCGCAAACACGUCCAAUCUCCUGUUUCACAAGUCACACCAUAUUCCACGCGCACCAGAGCACAGCUAAAUCGCACCACGCCUACUCCAACGCGCCCAGCUUCCUCGGUCCCCAUCCCGACAAACGAUGAAGAUAUCGAUGAUCUCUAUCUCGACGAACCAAUCACUACAUCUAUGCCAGUCCCUGCACUCAUUCUACGUCAUUCGUAUAUCCCAACGCCAUCGUCCUCCCCUGCUUCCCUUCGCUCGGAGAUAGUAGUCCCAGUCCUACUUAAACCUCGCUUGGACAUUUUGCGAGACCAACCGACGCGCAGCCGUGAUCCCCUCCGUACGCCGCGAAAACGUAAACGUGAUUUUGACGCUACCACUCCCGCCUCCAGUGAUAUAGUAUCCAGUCCAUCACCUGUGAAGAUUAGUGUAGCGAUUAGACGACCCCAAACACCCUCAGAUCGCCAGGAGACAGCAGAAGAGUACACUCCUAUUCCGAAACGUACUACACGUGCACAGGCGAAAGGGAAGGGCAAAGCCCAUGAUGACGCGCUCAAGCCUCGCAGACGUGUCCGCGCUGCCAAAGAAGAUGCUUCCCUGAGCCCGAGACAGGCGUGUAAGGACUUGGAGAAGCUCUUGCCGCGCAGAGCAACCACGCGGAGGGCAGCUGCCGUCGCGAAAGCUGGCGGUAAAGGAAGGGUUAGGAUGGCUGUCGAUCCUGUGGUGAGUGACAGCGACAGUGAUGAUGAGCAGCCGAAACGGAGGAAGCCUGCAUCGAGGGCAAAGCCCGCAUCAAGUCCAAAGCCUGCCUCAAGAAGUGCCAAAGCCGUAUUAAAGGGUGCCAAAAAGUCGCCCUUGAAAAGCGGGAAGCCUCGGAGUAAGGGCAAGGAAAAAGCAAAACCUCUUGAUGACUUGAUGGAAAUGUCAGAUGAUACCCGCAAGCGAUACGAAGAGGAACGCCUAGCGCGUCUUGAGUACUUCCGCAAGUUGGAUGAUUAUCAGAUGAAGAAGGAAAAUGUGUAUGUAGUGUGAAGUUCCUGCACAGGGAGUGCAAUUUCGGAUUUUGGUCUUGACUAGCAACCUUAUUUUAUGCUUAUCUGUCGCAGCUGUCUCGAUGCGUCUGCAUCAUGUGUAUAAUGUUUCGUUGCUACCAGACGUUCCAGCAUGUAGCCCCAAUGAAUACAAAUACUUGAGAACCUUGG
Molecule: messenger RNA, 1836 nt
Organism: Suillus clintonianus
Lineage: Eukaryota; Fungi; Basidiomycota; Agaricomycetes; Boletales; Suillaceae
Exons: 2
Coding region: 23-1666 (547 amino acids)
Source: RefSeq, a predicted model, not a curated record